Paramecium pentaurelia is the source of this 762-nucleotide messenger RNA. The record is from the annotation of a GenBank genome assembly. Lineage: Eukaryota; Ciliophora; Oligohymenophorea; Peniculida; Parameciidae.
AUGAAUAAAUCUAAUCACUUUAUAUCUGGAAGUCAAGAUAAUUCAAUCAUAAUAUGGUCGAUGAAUCAAAACAAUUAAUGGAUUAACUAAUAGAAAUUAAAUGGACAUUGUGGAACAAUAUUUUGUUUAAUUUUGAAUAAUAAUGAAGAUUUGAUCAUUUCAGGUAGUAGUGAUAAGACUAUUAAAUUUUGGAUAAAGUAGAAUCAAUAAUGGCUAUGUUAAUAAACUAUCACAGAUCAUACUAGUAGUGUAUAUGGAUUAAGUAUAAAUUAACAAUAGAAUAAAGUGAUUUCAUGUGGAUGUGAUGGAUAAAUAUUAAUAAUAGAACAAUCAUAAUAGGAUUCUAAAUGGAUUGUAAUCUAAAAGAUAAAGGUUGAAACAUAUGGUAGAAGAAUAUGCUUUAUAAAUGAUAAUGUAUUCAUAUUUUAACCAAAUUGUAAAGAAUAAAUGCAUGUUUAUGAAAUGAAUAAUACUAAUAAAUAGUAUUUAAAGACAAAAGAUAUUCUUGUUAAAGGGGGUGUAAGUGAUGAUUAUUGUUUAUUUCCUUAAUAGCAUAUAAAAUCAAAAUGCUUGGUUGUAAAUAAAAAUGGAAAGUAUGUGAAUUUGAUAAGGACAAAGGAAAAUGGAGAGUUUAAAACUGAAUAAUCCAUUGAAUUUGGACAUUAAAAUUUAUUUGGAUGUAUGAGUGAUGAUGGGUAGUAUUUAAUUACUUGGGAUUAUAGUUCAAAAGAAAUUCAGAUUAGAAAAUACAAUGAAAUAUGA